Durusdinium trenchii is the source of this 2129-nucleotide messenger RNA. The record is from the annotation of a GenBank genome assembly. Lineage: Eukaryota; Dinophyceae; Suessiales; Symbiodiniaceae.
CAUUCCAUGGUUGUAGGGUGAAGAGCAAUGGAAUGAAUAGCCAUGGACAAGCGAUUGCCACACAGAAUCCGCGAGAUUCGGCUUCAAUUUCAAAGUGCAGGAAAAACUUGCACAGCAGACAGCGUGAAAGAUGAGCUUUGCCGAACCUUCACGGAGUACAGCCGCUUGAAGCAACCAGCGUUGCGGCGCAUGGUGCUGCAGGAGCUCAGCACGCCCCUCCCCGAGGCGCCGGAAUCCACUGGGCCGGAGAUUGAGCCGAAGAAGAAGCGGCGCAAGGGUGAAAAGAAGCCCGAAUUGGCUUCCCCAGCUGAAAAGGAAAACAUGAACGAUUCCAUUCGACGAUUGUAUUCGCAGAGUACAGCGAAUGAUGCAAGUCUAGGAGCCAAAGCUGAACGAUUGGGGCAGGACCCACAGUCCGUGCGCAAAGCGCGGGAGAAAGCCUCUAUGGCCGCAGCUCGGCGCGAGCAAGGUUGGUCAGAUCCCAAGGCACAAAGCAGCUUUCAACCGGAAGACCGUCCAGAGGAAAGGCUCGAAGACUUGGGAGGAGUGGAUGAUAUCCUGCAGGAUCUACGUCAACUAGUUGUUCAGCCUUUGAGCCAUCCCGAGGUGUUUUCACACUUGGGCGUCCAGCCUCCCACCGGUGUUUUGCUGUUUGGCCCCCCGGGCUGCGGAAAGACCAAGAUCGCGCAUGCCAUCGCGGGCACCACCGGUGUGCCCUUCUUCAAGAUUGCUGCCACCGAAAUCGUCUCGGGCAUGUCGGGCGAAUCGGAAGCCAAGAUCCGGCAGCUGUUCCAAGCAGCCACCAGCGCAGCGCCGAGCCUCAUCUUUAUGGACGAGGUGGAUGCGAUUACGCCCAAGCGCGACUCGGCGGGCCGCGAAAUGGAGCGGCGCAUCGUGGCGCAGCUGCUGACAUCUUUGGAUGAAAUCCAGAAGAGCAACGUCAUUGUGCUGGCUGCCACCAAUCGUCCAGAUGCCCUGGAUCCCGCCCUACGAAGGGCCGGCCGCUUUGACCGCGAAAUUGCCAUGGGCAUCCCGGACGAAGCGGCGCGAGCCAAGAUCUUGGAAAAGAUGGUUCAAGGAAUGCGACUGGCUGAAAGCCUGGAUCUGAAGUUCUUAGCGAAGAAGACCGCUGGCUUCGUCGGUGCCGAUUUGUCCGCGCUCACCAAGGAAGCAGCACUGGGAGCGGUCGAACGGGCGUUCAAGGGUCUAGCAGCACUGGCCCGAGACAGCGAGGGCAGCGACAAGGCCUACACCGCGGAGGAGAUGUCGACCUUGGCCAUUGAGGCGCAGGACUUCACCGAAGCCUUGUCGAAGGUCCAGCCUUCUGCCCGGCGUGAAGGAUUCACAACGAUUCCGGAUGUGAAGUGGGAAGACGUUGGUGCACUACAGGAGGUGCAAAUGGACAUGGAUGCUGCCGUGUGCGAACCGAUCCGGAAGGCUGAGCUCUUUCGAGAGCUGGGCUUGACCGUGCCGGUGGGUGUGCUGCUCUUUGGACCUCCGGGCUGUGGAAAGACUCUUUUAGCCAAGGCGGCUGCGGAUUCGGAGGUCGGUGUGGAGGAGUUCGGAGGGGAGGUGGUUUUGCCGGUGAAGCUUUUUCUUUCACGGAGAACGCAGGGGUAUUCCUUUUUCACCACAUGGGCAAGCGCCCGUGACGUGGGACCGCCUGAAGGGUGUACCCGUGUGGACUACAAGCAUCCAAGAGUCGACACUCUUGUUCGGGUUCAUUCCACGAAGUACGUGAGCAGGGGCCUGCGUGGAGGACCCGCGUGCUCCCCAAAUGUGCUGGCGAAUUGGAAGAACAUGGAGGCAACCUGCCAUACCAUACCGACUUGUUCCUUGGCCGGAAAAUCCUCAGGCCCACCUGAGCCACCAGAGGAACCUUUCAUCAAGCAUGUGCGAUAUGGUCAAAGAAGAGGAGUGUAGAUGCUAUCGCAGAUCCCCACGGGGCGAAUUCAAGUUGAAUGAUUCGAUUCUUCAUUUUCAUUGAAGACUUGAGCCAUGUGACGUUCCGCGCGCAAGCAUGCUUUCGGUCUAACACAAAUACACACGUCCAUGUACAGUCACAGCGCAACGUGUACACGUCCGACAAGGACAAGGGGAAGGCGAAGAUCACAGCAGCUUCACGCGAC